Molecule: messenger RNA, 3225 nt
Organism: Octodon degus (degu)
Lineage: Eukaryota; Metazoa; Chordata; Mammalia; Rodentia; Octodontidae
Gene: Gphn
Product: gephyrin
Exons: 22
Coding region: 100-2385 (761 amino acids)
Biological process (GO): Mo-molybdopterin cofactor biosynthetic process; gamma-aminobutyric acid receptor clustering; establishment of synaptic specificity at neuromuscular junction
Cellular component (GO): dendrite; postsynaptic specialization; postsynaptic membrane
Molecular function (GO): molybdopterin molybdotransferase activity
Source: RefSeq, a predicted model, not a curated record
GUCCCCUCGCGCUUCCCGAGCCGAGCGCGCUCCCGGCCCGCGCGCUCCGGGCUCCGGCUUCUCCCGGCUCCUGUCAGUGCGGUGACUGCGCUGGGAAACAUGGCGACCGAGGGAAUGAUCCUCACUAACCACGACCAUCAGAUCCGCGUCGGAGUCCUCACAGUGAGUGAUAGCUGCUUCAGAAAUCUUGCAGAAGACCGUAGUGGGAUAAAUCUCAAAGAUCUUGUACAAGAUCCUUCUCUGUUGGGUGGGACUAUAUCAGCAUACAAGAUAGUACCAGAUGAAAUAGAAGAAAUCAAGGAAACUCUCAUAGAUUGGUGUGAUGAAAAGGAGCUUAAUUUGAUAUUAACAACUGGAGGAACAGGGUUUGCACCAAGAGAUGUCACUCCAGAGGCCACAAAAGAAGUAAUAGAACGGGAAGCACCAGGGAUGGCCCUGGCAAUGCUGAUGGGAUCACUUAAUGUUACACCUCUGGGCAUGCUUUCUAGGCCUGUAUGUGGAAUUAGAGGGAAAACUCUCAUUAUUAACCUACCAGGUAGCAAGAAAGGAUCUCAGGAAUGCUUUCAGUUCAUACUGCCAGCUCUACCUCAUGCCAUUGAUCUUUUACGUGAUGCCAUUGUAAAAGUAAAGGAGGUGCACGAUGAACUUGAAGAUUUACCUUCCCCGCCACCUCCACUUUCCCCUCCUCCCACAACCAGCCCCCAUAAACAGACAGAAGACAAAGGGGUUCAGUGUGAAGAAGAGGAAGAGGAAAAGAAAGAUAGUGGUGUUGCUUCAACAGAAGAUAGUUCAUCCUCACAUAUAACUGCAGCAGCCAUUGCUGCCAAGAAGCAUCCAUCCUACACCAGUAUUGCUGUUAUCAUGGCACAUGGUGAGCAGCCCAUCCCUGGUCUCAUCAAUUAUUCCCAUCAUGCAACAGGCAGUGCAGAUGAACCGAUUCCAGACUCCAUCAUUUCUCGUGGUGUUCAGGUGCUCCCACGAGACACAGCCUCACUCAGCACUACUCCUUCAGAAUCACCUCGAGCUCAAGCUACAUCUCGCCUUUCUACAGCUUCCUGCCCAACACCAAAAGUCCAGUCCAGGUGCAGCAGCAAGGAAAACAUUCUCAGAGCCAGUCACAGUGCUGUUGAUAUCACCAAGGUGGCUAGAAGACACCGCAUGUCUCCUUUUCCUCUGACAUCUAUGGACAAAGCCUUUAUCACAGUCCUGGAGAUGACUCCGGUGCUUGGGACAGAAAUCAUCAAUUACCGAGAUGGAAUGGGACGAGUCCUUGCUCAGGAUGUGUACGCGAAAGACAACCUGCCCCCUUUCCCAGCAUCAGUGAAAGAUGGCUAUGCUGUGCGAGCUGCUGAUGGCCCAGGAGAUCGUUUCAUCAUUGGGGAAUCCCAAGCUGGUGAACAGCCAACUCAGACAGUAAUGCCGGGACAAGUCAUGCGGGUUACAACAGGUGCUCCAAUCCCCUGCGGUGCUGAUGCAGUAGUACAAGUGGAAGAUACUGAACUUAUCAGGGAAUCAGAUGAUGGCACUGAAGAACUUGAAGUGCGAAUUCUGGUGCAGGCUCGGCCAGGCCAAGAUAUUAGACCCAUCGGCCAUGACAUUAAAAGAGGGGAAUGCGUUUUGGCCAAAGGAACCCAUAUGGGCCCCUCAGAAAUUGGUCUCCUGGCAACUGUAGGAGUCACAGAGGUUGAAGUUAAUAAGUUUCCAGUUGUUGCAGUCAUGUCAACAGGGAAUGAGCUGCUAAAUCCUGAAGAUGACCUCUUACCAGGAAAGAUUCGAGACAGCAAUCGUUCAACCCUCCUAGCAACAAUUCAGGAACAUGGUUACCCCACAAUCAACUUGGGAAUUGUGGGAGACAACCCUGACGACUUACUCAAUGCCUUGAAUGAGGGAAUCAGUCGUGCUGAUGUCAUCAUCACAUCAGGGGGUGUGUCCAUGGGAGAAAAGGACUAUCUCAAGCAGGUGCUGGACAUUGAUCUUCAUGCUCAGAUCCAUUUUGGCAGGGUUUUUAUGAAACCAGGGUAUGAAAAUCUUAUCUCCUAUAUGGUUUCAGGGAAUCCUGUAUCAGCUGUGGUCACCUGCAAUCUCUUUGUUGUUCCUGCACUGAGAAAGAUGCAGGGCAUCUUGGAUCCUCGCCCAACCAUCAUCAAAGCCAGGUUGUCGUGUGAUGUAAAACUGGAUCCUCGCCCAGAAUACCAUCGGUGUAUACUGACUUGGCACCACCAGGAGCCACUGCCAUGGGCCCAGAGUACAGGGAAUCAGAUGAGCAGUCGUCUGAUGAGCAUGCGCAGUGCCAAUGGAUUGUUGAUGCUACCUCCAAAGACAGAGCAGUACGUGGAGCUCCACAAGGGCGAGGUGGUGGAUGUCAUGGUCAUCGGACGGCUAUGAUGGUCGCUAGCAGGAGAAAGCUUUGAUGCAUGUCCACAUAUCAUUGACUGUAAUAUGCAACGGUACAGCUAGUUUUUCUGAUUUGGAUAAAAGUUGAUCUGUAUAGUCAACAUCUUGAACUAUAUUUCAAAUGAAUUUAAAUACCUUUUAAAGAAAAGAAAACCUAAGAAUAAAUCUUAACAGACAACUCUAUUCUGAUUAUAUCGAAGCAAAUUUUUCCUUUCUUGCAAAUUGCUUUGUGUGUUCAAUGCUAGGUCUGAUAGCGAUAGCUUUUAGUAGACAGCAGUAGGUGCCUGCAGAACUUGUGUUUUUCUCAUCUUUAAAAUACAACUACUUAUGCUCUUAAACAAGGCUGUCUGCUUAUUUAUACUAGUAUAGGCAACACUUGGAUUUCCCUUCUUAGUAUGCUUCAUAACUGCUUUAUGGAGAGCUUUUGCUUGUUCUUUACAUAUAUCUCGUGUUUAUGUGACCGUGCCUGAAGGAGAGAGAUGGAAGAGGCCCUGCAGGCCUCGGGAGCAGCCCCUGCAGAGUCAGGGUGCCCCUCGCCCUCAUAACCUCAUGGCACAGUACUCUUGGGCAGUAAAUGGGUACCUUUUAUUUGAACAAACAAACUGGGGGAAAAUGCUUCCUUAAGUGCUGACAGCCUUUUUAACCAAUACAUUUAAAAUUGUACAGAAAAAAUAAAAUAAAAUCAAAGACUGAUCUUGUACAGAUAUUAGUGUUACCAGCAUUCAUGUGGAAAUCAAGAGCAAAGAGAAAAUAAUGUUGAACAACUCUGUACCAUACAUUUUCUGUAAUGAUACUGAAACUUAAUGAAUAAAAAAAUCCUUGAUCAUUAUU